UUCGUCCUCCGCGAUGGUGCUCGCGGGAGUCGGUGCUGCGCAUACGUGCUGCGCAGAGGAACACAUCUACGGCAUGUUGCUGAGCAACGGCAGUUUUACAAGCGGUCAAACACUGCGCACUCAAUUUUGAUUUAGUGCAGUAUGAGCCACAUGUGUGGCAGGUCUUCUUCUAACAAAGACAGGAUCUUAAAUGUUUUCAGCAAGCAGUUUAAAACAACAGAUAAAAACUGUUGCUCUGUGAACAGAUCCACUGCAGACUCCAAAUGCUCAAACCACUACAGUAAGACUGAUGGGCAGCACAGAGCAAAGCGACUGAAGAGCCGUAAAGAGAGGGGCCAGAUGAGACGUGGGGGGAAAGAAGCCCCAAAGUCUAAGCCACAUCACCGUCACUGUGGCCUCCAAAGUAGUAAAGACAUUACAUAUCUCCAUGACCGCUGCUGUCGUAGUAGCUGCCAUUGUUCCUCGAGGCAAGAUGCGUCAUUAUCGAACGUUGUCCCUGCUGCACAGGAGCGUAGUAUCAUCACAGACAGUCGCCUGAUAGGACACCACGGGCUGUUCAACCAUGAGGUGAAGUCUAUCGACAUUGAGCGCCUUUUAAGUAAGCAAAGAAAAACGGAGCAAAGUGGACUGCAAGUACAUGAAAACAUUUCUACCUCACAUCCCUCUUCAACAUCUCACAUUCCUACCCCAGUCUCCAGUAAGGAUUUGUUGGGUGCUGAGCCUGAUGAAGGUGUGACAUUAGAAAGGGACGGAGACCCUGCAAUGAAGGCCCCUGAUGACUGCCAGGUGGAAGAAGACAAAUUCAGUCAGGGAUCAGAUGCUACACCAGGGCAGAAGACCAACCCUGUCAUGUCAGAAAAGGGCAUUGAAUCACAGCUGACUCCCACUGACGGACGAGAAAAUGAGAUGAUACUAAACAAGAAGGCGAAGAGACACGUGAUUUCUACUCUGGAGCAAACCCCAAGGAACCAGGAUUCUUCUGUCCACCAAAGUCAAGCCCAUGAUGUCAGCCCAAGCCCAUUUCAGCUUCCCAGCUCAGACACCCCAGGAAGAUCAGACUCACGACACCAAAGAAAAGAUCCUAGCUCUGUGUCCGAGUCUGUCUGUACAGUGGCAGCACACUUGUGUGGCUGUCUGCAGUUGCCAGUUUUGAGGAGGAAGAGGAAUAUGGUGGCUGAGAGCAAGGAAGUGCUGCUGAAAGCUCUGCAGGAGAGGCACGGACCCCAGCUUCAGAAGAAUCUCUUCAGACUGCAGCAGUGCCUCAGCAGUAGUCCUGGUCACACAAAGAAAGGCCAGGAUCGAGAGCAGUCCAUGAUGGAUGAAGAUGAGCUCCAGUAUACAGAUGCAUUCACAACAGAGUUUCGAUCCAGCAAGCCAUUUUUCAACGACCAAAAAAUCCAAUCUUUCAAAAGAAAAGGAAGUGCACAUUGGAACUUGAGGCCCAGUCCCCAGCUGCUCCGAAACACGAAACAGACCGCUGAGUGGUUUAGAAGGCCUGAGGAGACUUCUGCCAGUCUUUUGGACGAUAACCUCAGACAUCUUCACUCUCCUCAGUCCUGCAUGGACUUUGAGUCCUCUGGAACGAGUGAUCAUUUGUUUGCUCCUUCUUCUACUUCGUGUUGGGAAGGUAAAAAAUCCCUAUUUCCCCACUGGGGAGACAGUUUGAGCAGGCAAAAGAGCAAAGAGACUUUUACAUUUGACUCUUUUGAAAACAGCUGUAUGAACCAAACCAGAGCACUAGAUGGACCUCUGUACGGUACGGGCAACAUCCAGAAUUUCUCCCCCUACCAAGCACGGCUGCUGGAGAGACGUUCAACAGAGCCAAUACACUUUCCUCAAGAGCGAGACCCAUUUGAAACUGAAAGAUACUCUUUUGCUUCCUCUUUCUCAUCCCAAGUUCAACAUCCUGACCAGGUCCUCAGCUUCAAGCCUUUCAGCCAUAUCAGUCAGCCUACAGCUUACCCUCUCCGCAUGUCCCACCACACUGACAUGAUCCAUUACCCUUCAUCUCACAUGCUAGAAAGAGAGGCAGCACUUUCCCGUUCCUCUCUCCUGAGCCCUGAGCCCUGGUCCUUUCCCCCUAUGAGACUGUACUAAUGUGUUGCAUCGACACGCCUAUGAACAUUUGUUAAGAUAUCAAAAAUGCAAUACUCUCUUAAUUCAUAACAUCAAGACGGUUUGUUCACAACCAGCAAAGCCUAUACUUUACACACAGAAUUAAAUAGCAAAGACUUCAUCUCAAGAGUUAACCAUUUUUACUCUUUGGUUCCAUUUAUUCUGAAAAAAAACACACAAGCACAAUUAUGAAUUGUUUACAUCCUUGUAGCUUUUUUUCAUUUAUAAAAGUGUAAAUGAACAUGUUUGUUCAGUCAGCUGCCAUAAUGGGAAGUUAUUCAGAGAACAGGAUUAUUUGACAUUUUGUUGUGUAAGUGGGCUUCAUUUAAAUGCAAUAAAACAAAUGUGUACAAUUUUGCAACACAGUCAUGCCUCAUUAGGUAGUAUAUAAGCUUAAAUUGAACACAAAAUACUGCAUAAUAUUUCUGAAUGAUUCAAAGGGAUAUAUAUCUUCUUUUUUUUGUCCAACAGAGAACAACACAAUACAUUCACAUUCCCAUAAAUGUUUCUUGACCCUCUCCCUCUAGCAGAUAAUUUCAUCCACAGUUUGAUGGACUGUACUGAGAGGUUUGUCUUAAAUAAUUUUAAGGUUGCAAAUAAUAGUUUUCAUCUGAAAUUUGAGUCUCAGAACCUUCAGUUUCUAUGCUUCCAGGAGUCACACAACUAUGUCUCUCGUCAUUUUCUUCCAUUUCGACUCUGCUCCCCGUUCUCAUCGCCCUACGAAGCUGAUUCCAAAACAGUUCUUGGGCCUUUGUGGGGUCUGUGCAAUCUGAGCUGGGCCACUGGAGAUAAGUCUUUUUCAACAUGAUUUUCCUCAUGCGGUGAUAGGACGACAGCAGCCUCUCAGCGAUUGGCUCCAGAAACACAAGCAGGAGAACAUCCCGGUGCUCAUCGAAGAGCCGGUAGCUGGCCAGUUGGAUUUCCAGAGAACACCACUCACUCCUGAGGAAAUUCCUGCUUACCACACAAAUAGUCUUGCGGCUGCCAUAAACUGCAGAGACAAUAUUAUCCACAAUGUCCCGGCCAAGCUCAAAGUCCCUGUGAUGAAGACAAAGUUUAAAAGAUGAUCUAUUUCCCUCCAGGUUAGGCAGCAACUGGUCCAUGACCCAUUGUUCAUCAGAAGAGUUAUAGGAAAUAAAUGCGUCAUAUUUACA
Molecule: messenger RNA, 3269 nt
Organism: Notolabrus celidotus (New Zealand spotty)
Lineage: Eukaryota; Metazoa; Chordata; Actinopteri; Labriformes; Labridae
Exons: 4
Coding region: 142-2097 (651 amino acids)
Source: RefSeq, a predicted model, not a curated record